Messenger RNA from Suillus fuscotomentosus, 3476 nucleotides. RefSeq names its product kinase-like domain-containing protein. Gene Ontology annotation, molecular function: protein serine/threonine kinase activity; ATP binding; protein serine/threonine/tyrosine kinase activity. The transcript is spliced from 8 exons. The record is from RefSeq and is a predicted model, not a curated record. Gene Ontology annotation, cellular component: nucleus; spindle; kinetochore. The coding region runs from base 216 to 3077 and encodes 953 amino acids. Gene Ontology annotation, biological process: peptidyl-serine phosphorylation; mitotic spindle assembly checkpoint signaling; meiotic spindle assembly checkpoint signaling. NCBI's taxonomy places the organism in Eukaryota, Fungi, Basidiomycota, Agaricomycetes, Boletales, Suillaceae.
CUAACACGGUCCACAAUCAGAUUAACACUUUGCACGUGACCGCGUAUCUGCCUCGUGUUCGUUCAUGGUUCGAGUCUUCACAAAGAGUUUUGUGACUUUCCCUUCGUUUCCUCAAGUUUGACAUCGUCGCCGCCGCCGCCGCCACCGACGACGACGACUCUCUUUUUGUCGGCGUUCAUUCUCUAUCCUCGACGUCCUAGCUUUUCCCGACAUAGAUGAUCUCCUCAACAUCACCACCAACUAUAUUGCCCGCUCAUCGCGAGCACCGUGUCUCGCCACCACAAACACCACCAAUGAUAGCAUUUGAUGACUCAAAGAUUCUUAGUCGUCGGGCAUCAACUUCACCAUCUGAUGAGUCAUCGAUCAUCGAGCUCUCAUUCGACUACGAGCUCGAUUCCGCGGGCAACUAUGUCCGCGUAUCCAAAGGUUCAUCAAGGUCUAAUCUUUCGAGUCCUCCAACACCAAAUGAUGCUCUGCUUGACGGUGCUAUUAAGCCUUCGUCUUCUUCCCCACCCCAGGGGACCUCUAUUCCCUAUGCGUACACUAAACCUCCUUCACCUAUAUUACUCAAUUCUCCAAUACCAUCGCGACGUAACUCUCUCUCGCGGUCAGAGAACGCCUUUCCGCUACUUCAAAGCGGGAGUGGGACUGAAUCACUGCCACUUGCAGCUCAGCACCGAGCUCAGUCAUCAGCUACAGGCAACUCCGCUCGUUCAUUCCAACGGGUCGCGUCCGUACCUGCCACAUUGACUCCAGCUGCCCCUCAACCAGCAUUACGUGCACCAUUGUCGAGUGGCCUUGCUGGGACUGGUCGAAAAAUUGGGCGUCCCCAGCGCGUGCCUCGAGAUGAAUACCGUGAACAACCUCCACUCACGCUGGAUGAGCAGGAGGAGCUGCGAGUGCAGGAAGAGAAAGAAAAUCUAAUAACUAUUCUUGAUGGGGACGGCCUGCCGUCAGAUGGCGCCGUCUCCAAACGAACAUCCCCGCGAUUGACCGCUCGUUCGGCAUCUGUGAGUCAACUCGACGGACGGGCAAUUUCUAGCCUCCCCACACGCGCAUAUGGAUCAUCCGCAGGCGCACGCCAGCCGCUACAGCCUGGCCGGCAGAUCAUGCCUGGGCCCAAUCGCGCGGGACGGGUAUUGAUGGGUAUGGCUGUCAAGUAUGGCGUGGGUUCGGGUGGGUUCGACAAGAUUAAUGAGAAUGAAGGCAGUGAGAAUGAGUUUGCUACCGAGCAUGCCUAUGAUGAGACUGAUCCCAACGUAGAUGAACCACAGCCCGGAAAUGGCAUGCUUCGCCAUCGCAAUUAUGUCGCUCCUCCUACUCUAUCGAGCGGUACGCGACCUCGCCGUUCAGCUAGUUUGAGUGAUGCCUCUGGAGAAGACCGACUAUCUCCGCGCCUGCUCCCAAGCCAAAAUCAACAGCAACACGCCCCACGCCCAGGGUCCAGUCUGGGCCUCAACUCAGCGCGCAUCAGACGCGUGACGUCCGAGCAAGAUGAGUAUGCAGCAGAAUAUGCCCGCCGCGCAGCGGAAGAGGCACCUGAACCUUUCCCUCAACCCCAACCCCGCCAAUCGCCCUCUCCGACACAUAUGUCCCAGGUGCACAUACGCACCCAGACGCACCAUCGGCGCGACUCGGACACUGUCCGCUCCCUCGCGAUCAAUAACCCGCCCACAGCAGCCUCACCCACAGUGGCCGAUCGAAAUCCAGGUAGACUGUCUCCGUCCACGCGAAAUGUAUCAUCGUCACAGCUACAGGUACAUGGACAGGCCUAUCAUCGGCGAAAUCCUACAGCACCCGAGCCACCAACUACAAGUGGGUCGUUAGCGCCGCCGCCUAGUUCUGGCAAAUCGAAGAAUGGGAAGACGUGGGCUGCAGGGGACGAGCCUGCGGAUAGCGAGCCUGAGGCCAAAACUGCGUCGCGAGUGCGGCAGGCACCCCCUCCACCCGCACCAGCGCCUGCUCCUGCUCCCGUCCGGAAUCACAACAUUGUUGUGAACAAGAAAGUGUAUGCACGACUCGAUCUGAUUGGGAAAGGCGGAUCGUCUCGCGUAUAUCGCGUGAUGAAUGCGAACAACGAGAUCUAUGCUAUCAAGCGCGUGUCACUGGACAAGACGGACGCAGAAACUAUGAGCGGAUACAUGAAUGAGAUCGGGCUGCUCAAGCGGCUUGAAGGAAACAAUCGAAUCAUUCAGCUAUUUGAUAGUGAGGUGAAGGCGGGACCUGGAGGGACAAAAGGGCAUCUGAUGCUCGUGAUGGAAUGUGGAGAGGUUGAUCUGGCAAAGCUACUGCAGGAGCAGCAGAAGGAACCGAUGAAUAUGGUUUGGAUAUCCUAUUAUUGGCAGCAGAUGCUUCAAGCCGUUCACGUCAUCCACGAGGAAAAGAUUGUUCAUUCGGAUCUGAAGCCCGCAAAUUUCGUUCUUGUGAGGGGCCAGCUGAAGCUUAUUGAUUUCGGUAUUGCGAAUGCCAUCGCAAAUGAUACUACUAACAUCCAGCGAGAUCAUCAGAUCGGAACUGUUAAUUACAUGUCCCCCGAAGCCAUUGAACUUCCCGACGGCAUGCGGCGGCUCAAAGUUGGACGAGCCAGUGACGUCUGGUCUCUCGGGUGCAUUCUCUACCAGAUGGUUUAUGGUCACCCACCGUUCCAACAUCUUUCUGUAUAUCAAAAGAUGAAGGCUAUCCCGGACUUAGCUCACGUCAUUGAGUAUCCGGGCUGCAGCAUACCCACUGUUGUGAACAAGGCAGGCGAACGCAAAAAGCUCGAGCAUCUACAACAACCUGUCAGAGCGGACGUUAUUCAGGGCAUCAAAAGCUGCUUGAUGCGAAAUUCAAAAGAACGGGCUACGAUUCCUGAGUUGCUUGAGCAGGAAUGGUUGGCGAUGAAAGAACCUGAGGUCCCACUAGCGAAGCCCCAGCUAGCACAAGACGAGACCGUCAUCAAUCCCUACUACAUGAAGCAGCUGCUUGAGUAUGGUAUUAAACUGGGCCAGCAAGCUCAAAGUGGCGCUAUAGAUCAGGAAUAUCUCGCCAAAGAAGCAGAGCGCUUGGUUGCAGAGCUUAAAGCCCUUGAGUCGUGAUAUCUCCACGUCAUGACUUCUCCACUGAACUCAAUUCUCAAUCUUUCAACAUAGCAUACUGUAUUCGUCAACGUAGUCAUCUUUCAUUGCACACCGCCAUGUCUUUGUAUGAAAACGUCCUUCAAGAACAGUUCUCCCAACGACUUGUAUGUACGCCUACGCUAUGCCUUCCCAUGUACUCCUCGCUCUAGACCUUUCGCUUGCCUUUCCUCCCUCGCAUUCAUACUUUUAGCAUUCUACACGCUCGCUAUUCUAGCUGUGAACCUGCAAUUGCAUAUCAUUUCUCUAUUUUGGUUCGUUCUGCAUGCAUGUGGGAGGAUUCUUGGCAAGCGUUCAGGUGAUACGGCUUGUAUAUAUAAUUUCCGUAUCACGUUGUAGGUAUAAUGUACAAUACUAUUU